This is a messenger RNA of Galdieria sulphuraria, 1303 nucleotides long. Its product is annotated as potassium channel beta subunit. The transcript has 2 exons. Bases 141 to 1190 code for a protein of 349 amino acids. The record is from RefSeq and is a predicted model, not a curated record. Lineage: Eukaryota; Rhodophyta; Bangiophyceae; Galdieriales; Galdieriaceae.
AGUAGGCCUCUUGCCUUGUGCACAAUCAUCGACACUGAAACUACGGCAUUUGUGCCAUUUUUGGUUGGCGAGUAGUUGUGUUCCUGUUGUGGUGAAUUCAGCAAACCCAAAACAUGAACGGAGUAGUGUCUUCGGGGAAUAUGGUGUACAAUACUCUUGGUAAGAGUGGUUUAUUGGUAUCCAAACUUUCUUUUGGUUCCUGGGUCACUUUCAACGAACAAGUGGACGUUGAAUUGGCCUACAGUCUGAUGAAGAGAGCUUAUGAGUUGGGUUGCAACCUAUUUGAUAACGCGGAAACUUAUGCAGCUGGAGCAGCUGAAUCGAUUAUGGGUGAAGCUUUUCAUAGAGGUGUAAAGGAAGGCGUUUGGACAAGGGAAGACUUGGUGUUGACCACCAAAAUAUUCUUCGGUGGAAGAGGAGCACGCGAUACCCAUACUUCCAAAGGUUGUUCCAGAAAACACAUCGUUGAAGGAUUGCAAGCUUCGCUGAAACGUAUGCAAUUGGAACAUGUGGAUGUGGUGUUUUGUCAUCGUCCGGAUCCACUUACGCCUAUCGAAGAAACAGUACGUGCCAUGAAUCAUGUUAUCGACCGUGGAUAUGCCUUUUACUGGGGCACUAGUGAGUGGUCUGCACAAGAAAUUACGGAAGCUUGUCGAGUUGCCGAUGUGAGUGGUCUCAUUCGUCCUCUUUGUGAGCAACCACAAUAUAACAUAUUCCAUCGUCACAGAGUUGAAAUAGAGUAUGAGCCUCUUUAUCGAGAAUUUGGUUUAGGCACAACUAUUUGGUCACCUUUGGCUUGGGGUAUAUUAUCUGGGAAAUACAGUGGAAAGAACGUUCCAGCAGGGUCAAGAUUAUCUCUAGAGAAGUACAAAGGGUUGAAGGAAGCUGCCUUCACUGAACGAGAGUGGCAGAUCGAAAGAACCGACCAGUUGAAGCCUAUAGCACAAGAGUUGGGUUGUAGUGUAGCUCAGUUGGCAGUUGCAUGGUGUGCAGCCAAUCCACACGUAUCUACAGUUAUUACAGGAGCCACUAAAAUAGAACAACUAGAAGAAAACUUCAAGGCAAUGGAUAUUGUUCCCAAGUUGACUCCAGAAGUGAUGAAGAAAAUUGAUGAUAUUGCACAAACCAAACCAGAUUACAAUCCAGAGAUGAAAAUGGCACGUCGUGUUCGAGGAAUAGAUAAGGCUUAGUUGUAGCAAUUUCGGGUUUCUUUUGCAUAUUUGUUUUGUGUUGUUAAAGAGGGUUUUAUUUCUUUGUGUUGUUUGUUGUAUGUUUUAAAACUACAUCUGUCCAAUUACCAGUA